GUCAGUUGACGUCACGCGCUCACGUGGGGUGGUGAGAAUCAGCUGAUCGGCAUCACUUCCUCAUUGGGAUUCGCGAUGUUUUGACGGAGUCUUUCUGCAAAUAUCGCUGCUGGAUUGUCAUUCAUGUAAAUACGGUCGCAUUUGAAGCUCUGGGCAUUUGGCUUCUGUCACCUUCUCUUCAUGAAUACCUCGGACAGUGAAGAGGACUCCUACAACGAGAGGUCUGCUCUGGUCCAGUGCGAAAGCCCAACCAUCCCCUCGUACAACCAAGAUCAUGAUAUGUCUCUCCCCCAGGAAAUAGACAGCAAACCGCGUAGGUCAGUCAGCUCAGGUUUGGACGAGCCAGGGCCGGUGGAGCAAGAGAGAGCGGCCACUCCUGAUGGAGAGGAAGAGGAGCUGACCCUCAAAUAUGGCGCUAAGCACGUCAUCAUGCUCUUCAUCCCGGUCACGCUCUGCAUGGUGGUCGUGGUGGCAACAAUCAAGUCCGUCAGUUUCUACUCGGAGAAGACCUCACAGCGGCUCAUCUACACGCCGUUCGAAGAGGAUCCGAACUCUGUCGGUCAGAGGCUCUUGAACUCGUUCCUCAACACCAUCGUCAUGAUCAGUGUCAUUGUCUUCAUGACGAUAAUACUGGUGGUGCUUUAUAAGUAUCACUGCUAUAAAUUCAUUCAUGGCUGGCUGAUUCUGUCUUCACUGAUGUUGCUCUUCUGGUUCAGCUUCAUGUAUCUGGGCGAGGUGUUCAAGACGUAUAACGUGGCAAUGGACUACCCAACGUUAGCGAUGAUCAUCUGGAAUUUCGGCGUAGUGGGAAUGAUCUGCAUUCACUGGAAAGGGCCGUUGCAGCUGCAGCAGGCUUACCUCAUUAUCAUCAGUGCCCUCAUGGCUCUCAUCUUCAUCAAAUACCUGCCCGAAUGGUCAGCAUGGGUCAUACUGGGAGCCAUCUCCAUAUAUGAUCUGAUAGCGGUACUCUCACCAAAAGGCCCGUUGAGGAUGCUGGUUGAGACUGCUCAAGAAAGAAACGAGCCAAUUUUCCCUGCGCUCAUAUAUUCAUCUGCCAUGGUUUGGAUGGUUGGAAUGGCUGAUUCUAGUAAUUCAAAUUCUGCUGAUCAAAGGCAGCGUAAUGAGGGCGGAGCCCUGGCACAGGAAGGGGUGGAGUCAGAGGAUGAUGCAGCUCUGGGAGGGAGGCGGCGGUUUUCAGCAGAAGAAGAUCUUGAAGAAGACCGAGGGGUGAAGCUGGGUCUUGGUGAUUUCAUCUUCUACAGUGUCCUGGUGGGAAAGGCGGCUGCCAACGGAGGAGACUGGAACACCACACUGGCCUGUUUCGUGGCCAUUCUCAUUGGACUGUGCUUGACGCUUCUCCUGCUGGCCAUUUUCAAGAAGGCUCUGCCGGCUCUUCCCAUCUCCAUCACCUUUGGCCUGGUCUUCUACUUCUCCACGGACAAUCUGGUACGGCCCUUCAUGGACAGUCUGGCAGCCCACCAAUACUACAUCUGACAGAAACCCACUGACACAUGAAGGGCUUUAUCAGAAAACAGUCUUUAUGUUUCAGUGAGAUUCAUACAUUUUUAGUUCCUAUGAAUCUGCAAGGUUUCUGAUAUUUCUGAUACGCUCUAGGUGAGUGAAUGAACGUGUAAAAUGUGUCAAAACAAGUAAACCGAUUUCAUUUGUGUUUUCAUGCAUCCUUGCAUUGGCAUUUUGGCUUUUUUUUUUUAAAAGCUGCACAUCAACUCUUAAGAGUAUACAGUGAUUUACUCUUCUUUUGUACUUACUGACAAAGUAAAUAAAGGCUCUUUUUCAUAAAUAACUUAUAAAGAGGAGAACAGCUGCUAGAUUCAGUCGUGAGACAGAAGCCUGAAUAUGUGGCCUACGUGCAGCUGAUGUUCUGUGUGAGUGCUGUAGGUUUGUCAGCGGUUACAGCAUUAUAAACUAAUCACACAAAU
This is a messenger RNA of Carassius carassius (crucian carp), 1940 nucleotides long. Its product is annotated as presenilin-2-like. Gene Ontology annotation, biological process: amyloid precursor protein catabolic process; calcium ion transport; membrane protein ectodomain proteolysis. Bases 181 to 1494 code for a protein of 437 amino acids. Gene Ontology annotation, cellular component: growth cone; ciliary rootlet; apical plasma membrane. Gene Ontology annotation, molecular function: aspartic endopeptidase activity, intramembrane cleaving. The transcript has 11 exons. NCBI's taxonomy places the organism in Eukaryota, Metazoa, Chordata, Actinopteri, Cypriniformes, Cyprinidae. The record is from RefSeq and is a predicted model, not a curated record.